CUGGACCCAAACACAGUAAACAGAAACCUCUCUCUGUCUGAGGGGAACAGAAAGGUGACAUGUAGGAGAGAGAAGCAGCCGUAUCCUGAUCACCCAGAGAGAUUUGAGGACUGUGGACAGGUGCUGUGUAGAGAGGGUCUGACUGGGCGCUGUUACUGGGAGGUAGAGUGGAGUGGGAGAGGGGCUGUUAUAGGAGUGACAUAUAAAGGAAUCAACAGGAGAGGAGGGGUUAAGGACUGUUGGCUUGGAUGGAAUGACAAGUCCUGGAGUCUGAUCUGCUCUGACGACAGUUACUCUGCCAGGCACAAUAAUAAUCCCACUACUAUAGACAUCCCUCCCUCCAGAUCCCACAGAGUAGGAGUGUAUCUGGACUGGCCAGCCGGCACUCUGUCCUUCUAUAGAGCCUCCUCUGACACACUGACCCACCUGAUCACAUUCACCUCCACAUUCACUGAGCCCCUCUAUCCAGGGUUUGGGGUUUGGGGUGAUGGCGACUCAGUGUCCCUCUGUCAGUGAUACACACACACACACUGGACACACACACACACACUGGACACACACACACACACUGGACACACAUACACACACAACAUUACACACUGGACACACAC
Molecule: messenger RNA, 611 nt
Organism: Oncorhynchus mykiss (rainbow trout)
Lineage: Eukaryota; Metazoa; Chordata; Actinopteri; Salmoniformes; Salmonidae
Source: RefSeq, a predicted model, not a curated record